GCAGAAAACAAAAACACCACGGCCUUCCGCUUCAGCCUCGCCACUUUCUCUCACCUCCUCUCCCUGUCAUUCACCGAAAAUAAUGUCCGAUAUCAAGGGAGGAAAGCGUUCAAGCGCCGACGCCGACGAAUCCACGCGAAAGAAGGCCAAGAAGGACGGUGAGGACGAGAAAUACAACCCUUACCUCGCUCACAUGUACGACAACGGUAAUAGCAAUGGUCAUGGCGCAGAGCCUUCGCCAGAGUCUCCUCUCACUGGUAUGAAGAGGCAGCAUACUACCGCUGCCCAGGCCUCAAAAGCUGAGGACUCUGAGUCGAACCCUUUCACCGGCCGGCCUCAUUCGCAAAAGUACUUCCAGAUUCUCCAGGGCCGUCGCGAUCUGCCUGUCCACAAGCAACGACAAGAGUUUUUGGACAAGUACCACUCAACACAGAUUCUCGUCUUUGUCGGUGAGACAGGUUCUGGAAAGACUACUCAAAUUCCUCAGUAUGUCGUCUACGACGAGCUACCGCAUCUUACCGGCAAGCUUAUCGCCUGUACCCAGCCACGUCGAGUCGCCGCCAUGUCGGUCGCGCAGCGUGUCGCCGACGAGAUGGACGUCACCCUGGGCGAGGAAGUUGGUUACAGCAUUCGUUUCGAGGACAUGACAGGUCCUAAGACUAUGCUCAAGUACAUGACUGAUGGUAUGCUUCUGCGUGAGGCCAUGCACGACCACGAGAUGUCUCGCUACAGUUGUAUUAUUCUCGAUGAGGCUCACGAACGUACUCUCGCGACCGAUAUUCUCAUGGCUCUACUCAAGCAGAUUUCUAUGCGCCGCCCCGACCUCAAGAUCAUCAUCAUGUCUGCUACCCUCGAUGCUCAAAAGUUCCAAAAGUAUUUCAACGAUGCGCCCCUGCUCGCCGUCCCCGGUCGAACACAUCCUGUCGAGAUCUUCUACACCCCCGAGCCUGAGCGCGAUUACGUCGAGGCCGCCAUAAGAACCGUUCUCCAGAUUCACGCUUCAGAGCCUGAGGGUGAUGUUUUGCUUUUCCUUACAGGUGAAGACGAGAUUGAGGACGCUUGUCGCAAGAUCAGUCUCGAGGCUGAUGAGCUGAUGCGCGAGGUCGACGCUGGUCCUCUCGCCGUUUACCCUCUGUACGGUACCCUGCCUCCCCACCAGCAACAGCGCAUCUUCGACAAGGCCCCUGCGCCUAUUCGCAAGGGCGGUCGUCCUGGUCGCAAGGUCAUUGUUUCUACCAAUAUUGCCGAAACUAGUUUGACUAUCGACGGUAUCGUCUAUGUCGUGGAUCCCGGGUUUAGCAAGCAGAAGAUCUACAACCCUCGUAUCCGUGUUGAGUCUCUCCUUGUCUCACCCAUCUCCAAGGCUUCAGCCCAGCAGCGUGCUGGUCGUGCUGGUCGUACCAAGCCCGGAAAGUGUUUCCGUCUGUACACCGAGAAGGCCUUCAAGAAGGAGCUUAUUGAGCAAACAUAUCCCGAGAUUCUGCGCUCCAACCUCGCCAACACCGUUCUGGAGCUCAAGAAGCUUGGUGUGGAGGAUCUUGUCCACUUCGAUCUUAUGGACCCCCCUGCUCCCGAGACCAUGAUGCGCGCCCUUGAGGAGCUCAACUAUCUUGCCUGUCUGGACGACGAUGGUGAGCUGACCACUCUCGGCAGCAUGGCCUCAGCAUUCCCCCUUGAUCCCGCUCUGGCGGUCAUGCUUAUCUCGUCUCCCGAGUUCUACUGCUCGAACGAGAUUCUCUCUAUUACCUCGCUUCUCUCAGUUCCUCAAAUCUUCACUCGCCCUGCCAACAACCGAAAGCGCGCCGAUGAGAUGAAGGCUCAAUUUGCGCAUCCCGAUGGUGACCACCUCACCCUGCUCAACGCCUAUCACGCUUUCAAGGGCCAGGCAACAUCCGACCCCAACAGUGCAAAGCAGUGGUGCCACGAGCACUUCCUCUCCUUCCGACAUCUCUCGAGUGCGGAUAACGUUCGCGCUCAGCUCAAGCGCAUCAUGGAGACGCAUGGCUUGGAGCUUGUGUCAACACCGUUUGAGGACAAAAACUACUAUACCAACAUUCGACGCGCACUGCUCGCCGGUUUCUUCAUGCAGGUCGCCAUGAAGGAGAGCUCUGGCAAGCUCUAUCGCACUGUCAAGGACGACCAGGCUGUGCUAAUUCACCCUUCAACUGUCCUCCGUACCGAGUUCGACUGGGUCCUCUACAACGAGUUUGUCUUGACGUCCAAGCAAUACAUCCGAACAUGUACGGGUAUCCGACCUGAGUGGCUGUUGGAAAUUGCCCCUACGUACUACGAUAUCGACAGCUUUGAGCAAGGCGACGUCAAGCGUUCUCUCGCACGCGCUGCAGAAAAGAAGCGCCGCAAGGAAGCCAUGAAGGCUGGUCGAUGAAGUACUCACUGCAGAGGCCCAUGAAAGAAAGGCUAGGAAAGGCUCUCCAUGCGUCCCCUAGAAAUCGACAAUACAGGCGUGGGCAGGGAUUCAAAACGUGAGCGAUCGACCUCUUUGCUUAUCCAAUGCUUAGCCCUACCAUGUACGUGCGGGAAACGGCCCUCCAUUGCGGCUCGGCCUUGCAUGGGGAUGGGGCCGACAAGACACAAACGUUUCUUGUUACUGAGAGUAGGGAAGAGGUGUUGUUUGCGACUACUAUGUAGCUCGGCAAAGCUCUUCCCCUCCCUUAUUCAUCCCGGUCUGGAGUUGCACAUCCUCACAAGUUGACUGGUUGACCACGGCGUUUUUUGUGCAUCAGCCACUUCUUUCAUGGUUGGCUGCUCGGUUGGAUUGUUUUUUUUUACAGUGUUUCAUGCUUCAAUGUUUCCCCCUCGUCGCGCCCCUCUCUGUCUGGUCCAUGGUGUCUUUCACUUUACCUAUUCGGUCUUAGAGUCCUGCAGCACCGUUAGAUUGCCAAAAGAGGGUGUGAGUGAGUGUCAUGGAGGGAUGCGGGCGUUUUUGGGUUGUUUUACUCGUGCGUAUCUUGAGUGGAGGUAGAAGGAGGAAAGAGGCGACAGAUAACCUUGGGACUGAAUAAAGGUUGUGGCAGAGAGAACUAUUGUUAGCACACCAGCCGUAUUUCAAACUAGAUGAAACAUUAUCAACGAAUUCCAGGCACUUGCGCAGUUCUGCAGCAUUCAUGCUUCUUUAGUAUCAUGCACGACACCUCUUCUGGUUGUUUGAGCGUUUGUCUUGACUGCAUUGUUGCCUCUUCUCCCAGCCUCAAAUCAACUAGGCAAUCAGCAAAGCUUGACUCGGAAUAGCCUGAGUAUGUAUGUCUGUCAGGAU
Molecule: messenger RNA, 3274 nt
Organism: Fusarium odoratissimum NRRL 54006
Lineage: Eukaryota; Fungi; Ascomycota; Sordariomycetes; Hypocreales; Nectriaceae
Product: pre-mRNA-splicing factor ATP-dependent RNA helicase prp43
Exons: 2
Coding region: 83-2386 (767 amino acids)
Cellular component (GO): spliceosomal complex; intracellular anatomical structure
Molecular function (GO): RNA helicase activity; ATP binding; RNA binding
Source: RefSeq, a predicted model, not a curated record